UUCAAAUUUCUAUAAUUCUACCCCUACUGUUUCUUACACCUGAGAUAUCAUGUCAAAAUUCUAGAAAACAGGUCAAUCUCCAUCAACCUACUCACACAUUGAGCCUGAGUCCGGAGAUGAGCCCACAUCCACAGUUUCUCGCCUUUCUUGGUACCAGCCACCUGGAGUAUCUAGAGGUGCUUUACUAAUACACGCUGUCCUCUUUUUCGUUUCUAUAACAACUGGUUUUAUUCUCUCUGCUCGUGCAUCCAAUUGCUUCCACCAAUCAGUGGCUCUCUCCGGAAAUCACCCAUUCGAGAUCCCCAUUUACGAGAAUAUCUCACAGACAGAAACAUUGAGGUUCAUCGGUAAUCCAGAUGCCAAAAGCCCUUUCAAAGGGCCCCCAACUGCUGAAGUUGAUGCUGCUUGGGAUAAUCUUUGGACUGCGAACGUCGUUCUUUCUCAUGAUGAGUACAUGAUUUCGGAACCUGAAUACCCGCAGAUGGGGGUAAAAGCUGUGAAUAAGAAGGACCGCACGUAUUUUGCUACUUUUGAAGCAACAAAUCAGUUAAAUUGCUUGGUACACUCCCCACAUGCCAUGACACGGGGAAUGGAGCUGAUUCUGAGGCAUUUAGUAUACACUGUUUCGAGCAUCUUAUGUUGACUGCUACUAGCCCGAGAAGAACUUCAUGGCAAAGAAUCCCGAUCGGUAUCAUGCUCGACUUGACCAUUGUACUGAAAUUUUGAGACAAAAACUGAUGUGGUACGAUUAAUUCCCAUACCAUGGAGCUAACUUGAGCUUAUAGUGAGAAUAGUGAUGCAGACGCUGGUAUCGUAACGUACAACUGGGUCAAAGGAAAAGAUAGUCCUGUUGCAAAUUAUAAUGUUAUGCAUCAGUGCCGCAAAUACGAUGUUCUUAUGGAAUGGAGUGAAAGGCGUGCUGCCACUGGAGCCGUGUUUCGGAAGACUGGAAGUGCUAUAGAGCUAGACCAAGAUCCUUGAACACGAAGCGUUCCCCCUAAAAUUCUUGGAAUCAGUUAGAUAUUCAAUAUAAUGUCAAGGAAUUAU
Messenger RNA from Sclerotinia trifoliorum, 1047 nucleotides. The record is from the annotation of a GenBank genome assembly. NCBI's taxonomy places the organism in Eukaryota, Fungi, Ascomycota, Leotiomycetes, Helotiales, Sclerotiniaceae.